AUGGGGAGCAGAAUUAGCUCUGGGUCUAAAGAAUCGAUGAAACGAUCACGAGAGCUUGAAAAAAGACUUCAAGAAGAUGCAAUAAAAGAUUCUAGGACAGUCAAAUUGCUGCUGUUGGGAGCUGGAGAAUCAGGAAAGAGCACUAUUGUGAAACAAAUGAAGAUCAUCCAUAAAGAUGGCUACACUGACCAGGAAUGUCAAGAGUAUAAAUCAGUGGUUUACAGCAACACACUACAGUCCAUUCUGACGAUUGUAAAGGCUAUGUCCACACUAGGAAUUGAGUAUGAGGACUCACAAAGCAAAGAAGAUGAAAGGCAGCUUUAUGCAAUGGCAGAUGCCACAGAGGAUGGUUCCAUGUCUCCUGAACUGGCUGGCAUCAUCAAGCGUCUGUGGAAGGACCCAGGGAUCCAGGGCUGUUUUGAAAGAGCAUCAGAAUAUCAACUCAGUGAUUCUGCUGCUUACUACCUCAAUGAUUUGGACAGACUAACAGCUCCUGGCUAUAUCCCUAACGAACAAGAUGUCCUUCACUCACGAGUGAAAACAACAGGGAUUAUUGAGACACAGUUUUCUUUCAAGGACUUGCACUUUCGGAUGUUUGAUGUGGGAGGACAGAGAUCUGAGAGGAAAAAGUGGAUUCACUGCUUUGAAGGAGUGACCUGCAUUGUAUUCUGUGCCGCUCUUAGUGCCUAUGACAUGGUCCUGGUGGAAGAUGAGGAAGUGAACAGAAUGCACGAAAGCCUUCACCUCUUCAGCAGCAUCUGUAACCACAAAUACUUUGCUACCACUGCUAUUGUACUAUUUCUCAAUAAGAAAGACCUCUUCCAAGAAAAAAUCACUAAAGUCCACCUCCACGUUUGCUUUCCAGAAUACGAUGGACCAAACACUUUUGAAGAUGCAGGAAAUUACAUCAAGAAGCAAUUUUUAGAUCUGAACAUCAGAAAAGAAGAUAAGGAGGUCUACUCUCACAUGACUUGUGCAACAGAUACUCAGAAUGUUAAGUUUGUGUUUGAUGCUGUAACAGAUAUAAUCAUCAAAGAGAAUCUCAAAGACUGUGGACUCUUUUAGAUCUUCACCUGAUACUUUCUACACAGUGUUUCUUUUCUUUCCCAAAGUCUCUUUUUCAUUU
Molecule: messenger RNA, 1126 nt
Organism: Candoia aspera
Lineage: Eukaryota; Metazoa; Chordata; Lepidosauria; Squamata; Candoiidae
Gene: GNAT3
Product: G protein subunit alpha transducin 3
Exons: 8
Coding region: 1-1065 (354 amino acids)
Biological process (GO): adenylate cyclase-modulating G protein-coupled receptor signaling pathway; sensory perception of sweet taste; detection of chemical stimulus involved in sensory perception of bitter taste
Cellular component (GO): photoreceptor outer segment; heterotrimeric G-protein complex; photoreceptor inner segment
Molecular function (GO): GTP binding; GTPase activity; G-protein beta/gamma-subunit complex binding
Source: RefSeq, a predicted model, not a curated record